Rosa chinensis is the source of this 1261-nucleotide messenger RNA. RefSeq names its product receptor kinase-like protein Xa21. Gene Ontology annotation, biological process: protein phosphorylation. Lineage: Eukaryota; Viridiplantae; Streptophyta; Magnoliopsida; Rosales; Rosaceae. The record is from RefSeq and is a predicted model, not a curated record. The transcript is spliced from 2 exons. Gene Ontology annotation, molecular function: protein kinase activity; ATP binding. The annotation marks the transcript as partial.
AGAAGAGUUUCACACCAAGAGCUCCUAAGUGCGACAGAUGGAUUCAAUGAAAGCAACUUACUUGGUACUGGGGGUUUUGGCUCAGUAUAUAAAGGAACAUUGUCAGAUGGGAUGGACGUUGCGAUAAAGGUUUUCAAUUUGGAGUUGGAAGACGCAUUUUCAAGUUUUGAGGUUGAAUGUGAAAUGCUAAGUAAUGUUCGUCACCGAAAUCUUGUCAAAGUCAUCAGUGGUUGCAGUCAAUUGGAUUUCAAAGGUCUUAUAUUGAAUUACAUGCCUAAUGGGAGCCUUGAGAAGUGGUUGUAUUCUCAGAAUUCUUCUUUGAACAUAAUGCAGAGGUUGGAUAUAAUGAUAGAUGUUGCAUCGGCAUUGGAGUACCUUCAUCAUGGUUAUGAAGUACCUAUUGUCCAUUGUGAUUUGAAGCCAAGAAACAUCCUACUAGAUGAUGAUAUGGUUGCACAUGUUGCUGAUUUUGGUAUUGCAACACUUUUGGGUGGAGGAGAUUCUAUGACUCAAACCAUGACCUUGGCCACAAUUGGGUAUAUGGCUCCAGAGUAUGGAAUGCAAGGAAUAGUGACCAGAAGAGGUGAUGUGUAUAGUUUUGGUAUUAUAGUGAUGGAAACAUCCACAAGAAGGAAGCCAACUGAUGAGAUCUUCACUGGGGAAAUGAGACUGAAUCAAUGGGUUGCAAAUUUCCUAGUUGCAGAUGCGAUAGUUGAAGUUGUGGAUGCUAGUUUACUUGGAAGCGAGGAGGCUCAUGACUUCUUGAGCAAGAGGGACUGCUUAUCAUCCAUUAUGAGAUUAGUUGUUGCUUGUUCUGCAGAAUCACCGGAAGAGAGGAUAAACAUGCAAGAGGCUGUAGCCACACUUAAAACAAUCAAGAUCAAGUUUUCAAAGGACGCUGCAGCUGGAGGUGCGGUGUUGAAGCGUCGUCCUGUUUCGUAACCCCUUAAUUAUUGUGUCGAUAUAUCUUGGCAUGGCAUUUGAUUCAGUACGUAAUUAUGUAAUUUUUUGGCUAUGUGGUUCUGACUCAAGUUUGGUUAGUAAUUCAUUCUACUACUCUGUAUUCAAAAAUAACUUCCAUCUAGCUCUUUCCACUUUGUAGUUUCUGUGUUUUUCUGCUUUGAGGCAAGCUGCUUAAAUAAACCGAAGCACUACUAUUUUCUCAAAUUCUUCUAUCUUUAAGUUCUUAAUGUACUUAUCAUGGUAGAGUAUGCCUAGGAUUUAUAUGAUGUGUCAGUAUGUUGUACUCCAAUCAUUCUUA